Messenger RNA from Stegostoma tigrinum, 855 nucleotides. RefSeq names its product tRNA methyltransferase activator subunit 11-2 (gene trmt112). Gene Ontology annotation, molecular function: protein heterodimerization activity. The record is from RefSeq and is a predicted model, not a curated record. The transcript has 4 exons. Lineage: Eukaryota; Metazoa; Chordata; Chondrichthyes; Orectolobiformes; Stegostomatidae. Bases 35 to 406 code for a protein of 123 amino acids. Gene Ontology annotation, biological process: rRNA (guanine-N7)-methylation; peptidyl-glutamine methylation; tRNA methylation.
UCGUGUGAAGGACCACUUCCGGCAAGGAGCCGCCAUGAAGCUCCUGACCCACAACUUGCUGAGCUCGCAUGUGCGCGGGGUGACCCGCGGCUUCCCGCUGCUGCUGAGGGCCACAGAAGUGAAAAUUAACACGGUGGACUUCAACCAGGAAUUUAUCUCCCGAAUGAUUCCAAAGAUGGAGUGGGCCGCGCUGGUCGAUGCUGCAGAGAGUAUUGGACAUGGGAACAACCUUCCCAAAGAGCUGCCCCAGGAGCUGCAGAGCAACGAGGAGUUCCUGCAGAAAGUGCACCAUGUCCUGCUGGAGGUCGAGGUGAUGGAAGGUGUCCUGAAGUGUCCGGAAUCUGGGCGGGAAUUUCCAAUCUCAAAGGGAAUACCGAACAUGCUUCUGAAUGAGGAUGAGGUGUAGGCGUCCUUACAUCUCUCAUCCUGCCUCCUGUGUCUCUGCUACCUUGUUACCCCCACCUCCCACCCCGGCAUCGGACUGUGUGUGACCGUCAACAGCGCUUGGAUCCAGCUGAGCAGUGAAGAGUCUUUGGUUUAGUUCUUGUCACAUCUCUGUAGACCUAGUGCAUUCAGCGGUGACUGCGUUUCCGCCUCUCCAUCCAGCCAGCAGCGCAGCAGGCAGGCAGCGAGCCCAGGUUGUUCUCGGCCGACACGCUGGAGGUUCCCAGGCCCGGACUAUUUGGGGAAAACAUUCCUCGGGAGGAGCAGUGAUCACUCGCCUCACUUUCCCCCCCCCACCACCAUCACUGGAGUGGCGCCUGAGAGCAGUCGGCCGUUCACAGCUACGAUUGUCACAGUGGGAUGCCCGAUUUUUAAUUUAAAAUAAAUUGUGUUUUUUUUUAUAUAUGUAAA